AAGGCAGGCACAGUACCACCGAGCUAAAUCCCCGGCCUUGUUUUGUUUUUUGUUUGUUUUUGAAACAGGGUCUCAGUAAGUCACUAAAUUGCCCAGGCUGAGUUCAAACUUUUUUUGAGACAGGCUUUGUGGUGCAAGCUGGCCCUGAAUUUAUGUAGCCCAAGCUGGCCCUGAACUUACAGUGAUUAUUCUGCCUCAGCCUCUGUCUUGUCACAAGUUCAGACUUUAUUUUUCCUACAGGACUGCAGAGAGUAUACUCUUGUUUGUAUCAAAAUUGGAGAAAGAAACUGGACACAGUGGUGCACACCUAUAAUCCCAGCACUCUGGGAAGCUGAGGUAGAAAGAUCACAAAUUCAAGCCCAGCUUGAGCAACUUAUAGAGACUCUGUCUCAAAAACUAAAGAAAGAAAAGAAAGGCUAGGGAUGUAGCUCAGUGCAGAGGUUCUAGGUUCAAUCCCCCAGUUCUGGGGGAAAAAAUGGAGAAAUGAAAGCUAGACUAGAAAGUUCAUGUUUCACGGAAAGGGAGGAAGCAUAUUUUUUGUAGCAACAGAAAUGAUUCCUAGCUCAGCUCACUCUACACAUUUGAGUUGCCUGCCUGACACUUAAAGGUAACCCCAUAUCCAGCAGGUCAUAUUUAUCAGAAUAGGCUAACUUGAUGUAACAAAUAGACCCCAGAACAUAAUGGCUCAUAUGUAACAGAAACUUACUGUCAGUUUCUUCACAGAUCUGAAGAUGUUCCAGGUCUGUGGACAGCUCUCCUCCAAGGCUACAUCAUCCCAUGCGUGAGAUUGGCAGAGGGAGAGAAUGAUACUUUAUAGUGGAUGGAAACCUGCCUUAGUGCAAAGUAGCGCAGGUCACAUCCAUUCACAGCCCAUUGGUGGGAACUAGUUACAUGACUGCAUAGCACCUCAAGGAAGACUGGGAGCUGUAGUUCUAGCUGGACCCACAUGCCGCAGAUCUAACUCUGUUAUGGAAGGGCUGAACUGAUUUUGGUGGGCAGCAAGCAAACCAUGUCUACUUUACAUGAAAAUGCUGAGAGGCUUCUUCCAGCAUUAAGAUCCCAGGGACCCCUGAGUCUCCCUUAGCCAAAUCACAAAUAUGCCUGAGAUUGUAGACUUCAACAAAUUCCAUCCACUUCUUCCAGGUAUGGAUAAAUUGGGGCAGAUCAUCUCCUUAGGCCAGCAAAUCCUGAAGCAGUGGGAAGAGUUCAAAUACUGCCAGAAUCAGAGCCAGCGUCUGCGGGACCACGUAAGUGGGCUCCUUCAGGUUCUGCAGUGGCUCCAGGACCAAGGAACAAGGAACUUGUCCCCUGAAAUAACUGCUGUCCUGGAUAACUUCCAAAAUGCCCUGGAGAAAGCUAUGGAGAAGAUGGAAAAAUUCAACACUCAGACCAUUUUCAGGAAGGUUCUAAUGCCAGGUAGUAACAAGAUACUCUUCAAGGAAGUCAACCAGAUGCUGAGAGAUGUCUGGGAGGUGUUCAUGCUGCAACUUCAGAUUGAUCAACAUGUGUGUAUUUCAAGCAUCAGCAAAGGAGAAUUCUGGCCACAGGAAGAUCAGAGUGAUGCAGAGAAGGACAGACGAUUCUUGCUGGCUUUCCAAAGCCUGAAAGAGGUUAAGAGCUGCCUGCCCCGCGCGCGGUCUGCGUGCCUGCACGCCCGCUUCAGCGCCUGGACGUUGGCCUGGAGGCGCUGCUGCCGCGCCGCCGCCACCGUGGUCCUAGCGCCGCUCGGCUUCGUGCGGCGCGAGCCCCCCGGCGCUCGGGACGCCCCGGCGCCACCCCACGGCCGUGCACUGCGAAAGCUGCCGGUGCACGUACGACUGGUGCUGACCGAGGACGAGCGCAGCCUGCCGGAUAUGACAAGUUUGGUGGUGUGGGCCAUGGCAGUGGACAUCUCAUACAUCAGCGUGUACGACCACCAAGCCAGGUUUACCCCUCACCAAAUAGUGAGGAAGCAUUUCCACAAGGAGAUCAGCCACAUGAGGAAGUUUGACUCUCCCAAUAUCCUUACAUUCGGGAUUUGCAUUGUUGAAAGAGGAAGUUCACCUCAAUUCUGCAUGGUCAUGGAGUAUUGUGAGUGCAGGAGCCUGCGGGACGUGCUGGAUGAGGACAGGAACCUCCAGCUGGGUCUGCGCAUCCUCCUAGCCCUGGGAGCAGCCAAAGGCUUUUACUGGUUACACCACUCCGGAGGCCCGCACCUCCAAAGAAACAUCAGCAGCUCCAGUUUCCUGGUCACCAAGAGCUACGGAAGUGAAGGAUUUGAGUUGAGAGAAGCACAGACUUCCAUCAGCCAGAAAAUUAAGGAGACUAAAACAGCAUACAUCUCACCCCAGAGACUGAACAAUCCAUUUCAUAAAUACGACAUUAAAGCUGAAAUAUACAGCUUUGGAAUUGUUCUCUGGGAAAUUGCCACUGGGAGGAUCCCAUUUGAAGGCUGUAAUUCUAAGGAGAUCUGCCAGCUGGUGUGUGAGAAGCAGCUGCAGCAGAUGCGGAGUAAAGACUGCUCUCCCCUGCUGCAGGAGGUCAUUGAUGAGUGCCAGGCCUACGAGCCUUCUGCGUGGCCCUCCAUGGACAGUAAAGCUCUUCCUACUGAGAGGGGCAUGAGUCCUGUGUUUCUUUCACAGUUGUGAAAGAUUUUUGUUUUGAUUGAUUGAUUGAUUUUGGUUUUUUGAGACAGGACCUUGCUGUUAGUUCAGGGUGGCUUUGAACUCACUAUGUACCUCAGGCUGGCUUCAAACUCACUGUGAUCCUCCUGCCUCAGCCUCCUGAGUGCUGGGAUUACAGGUAUGCACCAUCACACCAGCCAGAUUUUGUUUUUACAAGCUCCAAGAGAGUAAUUUACAUUGAGGGGUAAGUUUGCCCACCCACAGACUUUUGGCAAUGUCUCAGGACACUUUUGACAGUUACAACUCAGGGGUGGGGAGUAUAUUCUUGGUGUCUAAGGGAUGAGAGGCCAGGAAUCAGCCUGGCAGGUGCUGCUCACUUGUAACCCCAGCCCUCUGGGAGGCUGAGGGAGGAGAUUGCAAGUCUGAGCCUAGCCUUGGUGACUUAGCAAGACCCUGCCUCAAAAAAAUUGAGGGCUGGGGAUUUAGCUCAGUGGUUCCGACACCUCCCUCACAAGCACAAGGUCCCAAGUUCGAUCCCUGGUACCAAAAAAAAAAAUUGAAAAGAUGUAGGAAUGUAGUUCAAUAUGAUGCCCCUGGGUUCGAUCCCCAG
Heterocephalus glaber (naked mole-rat) is the source of this 3213-nucleotide messenger RNA. The record is from RefSeq and is a predicted model, not a curated record. NCBI's taxonomy places the organism in Eukaryota, Metazoa, Chordata, Mammalia, Rodentia, Bathyergidae.